AUGGGGCUGUCUCAGAUCUAUUCCUUGCUUACGGAGCAGAUCCCCAUGACGCGAUUCCGUGAAGUUGCAACGCAAGCUCUCCUGGCUUCUAAUAUAGCUACCGGCUCUGGGCGACACAUUGAUUUGAGUGACGUGAAAUGGACUCUCUCUAGCCCUGCUCUCAACAUUACAGUGCCGGCCUCUCUUCCUUCGCAUGUCCACCUGGACCUGUUCAAAGCAGGCGUAAUUGACGACCCUUAUUAUGGAUUGAACGAGAUCGACCUUCAAUGGGUGCACCAAGCAGACUGGACAUAUACGAGUGAUCCAAUUCCAGACUUAUUGGAAGAAUACGAAUCAACCUGGCUUGUGUUUGAGGGGCUUGACACGUUCGCUACUGUCACAUUCUGCGGAAAGCAUAUUGCCUCCACGAACAACCAAUUCCGCCAAUACUCCUUUGAUGUUUCCACGUCUCUGAGAGAGUGUACCGAAGACCCAGUUAUCCGAUUAGAUUUUGCAAGUGCUCCGAAGACUGUAAACGCAAUCGCCGCCGAUCAAAGCACGCCAGUAUGGCCUGUCCAACUGACUGCUCAACUGCCCAAUCGCUGGCUUAUGCGCAAACAGCAGUCAGACUUCGGCUGGGACUGGGGUCCUGCCUUUGCCCCUUCUGGUCCGUGGAAACCGGCGUACGUUGUCCAGCUGGAAAAGUAUGUUUAUGUCUUGAACACGGAUCUGGAUAUCUACAAACAAGGAGGCAUCAACUAUCUUCCGCCCGACCAAGACCAACUCUGGGUUGUCAACGCCAGCAUAGACUUUAUAGGAAGUCUCCCUUCCGAGAGCCAAAUGUCGAUAGAGAUCGCGGACCUCGAAUCUGGCGAGAUACUCGCGAGCCAAAAUGCCGAUACUCUUAACAUCGCAGGGACUACUGUAACCGGCGUAGCGACGCUUAGAGACAUAUCCCCAAAUCUAUGGUGGCCCUCUGGCCUUGGGGCUCAAAACUUAUACAAUGUUACGAUUACUGUCCAUGGCCCAGCGGAACAGACUAUUCAAGUCACAAAGAGGACAGGGUUCCGAACCAUCUUCCUCAAUCAGCGGAAUAUCACCGACACUCAGUUAGCCCAGGGCAUUGCCCCCGGUGCAAACUGGCAUUUUGAGGUCAACGGAAAGGAGUUCUAUGCCAAAGGCUCCAAUUUUAUCCCGCCUGAUACAUUCUGGCCCCGAGUAACCAAGGAGAAGGUGACUCGACUAUUCGACGCCGUUGUCGCUGGGAAUCAGAACAUGCUCCGGAUCUGGUCGUCCGGCGCAUAUCUGCCUGACUUCAUCUACGACCUGGCGGACGAAAGGGGUAUUUUGCUGUGGAGUGAGUUUCAGUUUAGUGACGCGAUGUACCCGGUGAAUGAAGACUUUCUGGACAACGUCGCCGAGGAGGUAGUAUACAACGUGCGCCGAGUGAACCACCAUCCAUCUCUGGCUUUGUGGGCCGGAGGAAAUGAGAUCGAGAGUUUGAUGCUUCCAAUGACCCGAGAUGCCGCCCCCGACCACUACCCCAAGUAUCUCGCCGAGUACGAAAAGCUGUAUAUCAGUCUGAUUCUACCGUUGGUCUACGAAAAUAGCCGAUCGAUAUCAUACUCGCCCAGCAGCACUACGGAAGGGUACCUGAACGUUAACCUUUCUGCCCCUGUCCCCAUGACCCAGCGGUACGAGAAGACCGAAGAAGGCUCUUACUACGGCGAUACAGACUACUACAAUUACAACACCGCCGUCUCGUUUGACUUCUCCAAGUACCCCGUUGGGCGUUUCGCCAAUGAAUUUGGCUUCCACAGCAUGCCCAGCCUACAAGCAUGGCGGCAAGUGGUUGAGGAUGAAGACCUGCACUUCAACAGUACCACGGUUGUCCUCCGCAACCGGCAUUAUCCAUCAGAAGGCUACGGCCAAAGCCACAAUUCGUCGCGAGGGAUGGCUGAGAUGACUCUUGGUGUAGAACGCUACUAUCCGAUUCCGGAGUAUUCAGAUCCUGUUGCCAACUUUAGCGCAUGGUGCUUCGCGACGCAACUAUUCCAAGCGGACUUUUAUAAAUCCCAAAUACAGUUCUAUCGGAGAGGGAGCGGAAUGCCUGAGCGGCAGUUGGGCUCGCUUUACUGGCAGCUAGAGGAUAUCUGGCAGGCGCCCACGUGGGCUGGGAUUGAGUAUGAUGGACGCUGGAAGGUGCUGCACUAUGUUGCGCGAGAUAUCUACCAGCCGAUCAUUGUGUCUCCGUUCUGGAAUUAUACUACCGGUGACCUGGAGAUAUAUGUAACCUCAGAUCUCUGGGAGUCAGCAUCGGGGAUUGUCGAUUUGACGUGGUCAACACUUUCUGGAAAGGAAAUUGUGGACAAUGCCGGGACACCUACGACUCUUGAGUUUACCGUCGGCGCGAUCAACACCACAAAGAUCUACAGCACAAACAUCAACGACCUCAACCUGACCGAUCCAAGAAACUCAAUCCUCACUUUCUCCCUUUCCAGCGAAGCCCACCUCCCAAACGCGGACAAGACCACCUCACUGACCCACGAGAACUACUUCACCCCAUCGUCCCCAAAGGACCUGGCCCUUGUCGAUCCGCAGCUCGAACUCUCUUACGAUGCUCAAAGCGGGACCUUCACAGUCGAAGCAAAGGCCGGCGUUUCUCUGUACACAUGGCUCGACUAUCCCGCCGGACUGGUGGGAUACUUUACGGAGAACGCAUUCCUGCUUGUGCCUGGCCAGAAGAAGGAGGUUCGGUUUGUGGUCCAGGAUAGUCCUGAAGAGGAAGAUUGGGCGUGGCAGGAUGAAGUUACGGUGAGGAGUUUAUGGGACCAGAAGGGUAGGUAG
Molecule: messenger RNA, 2826 nt
Organism: Aspergillus mulundensis
Lineage: Eukaryota; Fungi; Ascomycota; Eurotiomycetes; Eurotiales; Aspergillaceae
Product: beta-mannosidase mndA
Exons: 4
Coding region: 1-2826 (941 amino acids)
Biological process (GO): glycoprotein catabolic process; carbohydrate metabolic process
Molecular function (GO): beta-mannosidase activity
Source: RefSeq, a predicted model, not a curated record